UUUCAGCACAAAUCUGUUUGGAAACAACUGUAAAUGUAGAUGAGGCUUGUUGUGCUCAUCUUUUCAAUUUUCAUCGUUUUUUCAAGUGGCCAUACUGUGAAACGGCAGGCAACCAACGAUGUUUUUCAAGAUGUCGUUCGACAAAAGACACGAGGAAAUAAAAUUCAGCAGUGUCCUUGCGUGAUUCAUCCACAAUCGCAACAAUGCAUAUCUUAUGAUUCUCGAUAUAUUGCUGUAAACUAUGAAGAAGCAAUUUUAUCCUUUCUAGAUCUGACAAAACAUAGCAACAAUGCAGCUCCUUUAAUUAACAGUAAUACAUUUUCUUGCCAAUCUCAAGAAUGUAUGCAAUGCUUUUCUCUGCUUUAUCACAGACUUGGUGCUCUUGGCUUCAUCCCUUCCAAUUACAGAUCUUCAAUAUCUCCCCUACCUCAAAACCAAGUUCAACCUAAUCUUUGUCCACGUUAUAAUUUAGCCAGACCAAUUAUUGCUCCGGUCCCGCCUCCAAUUGUUCCUUCCUAUAUUCAAAGUCUUAUCAGUGCUGGCCAACAAUUUCGAAGUACAAUUUCCCCAUCUUCUCCGCGGUCUCGUUCCAAUCAUGGAUCUCCCCCUUCCGCGUCUCCACCAAUUCCACAAAACAAUCGUAACAACAACAAUAACAAUAACAACAACAAUAAUAAUAACCAAAAUGGAAAUUCGCCUAAUCGUCCACGGAACCAAAAUCAGAACAACAGAAACCAACAAAAUAUGCAAGGGCAGGGAAAUUUUAAUCAGAACCAAAACCAAUUACAAAAUCAAAGAACCCAAUUCCGCAACAACCAGGCAAUGAGAAACCGGUUCCAGGCGCAACAGAGAGCAAAUCAGUUUCAAAAUAAUGCCCAGCGACAGUUUCCACAACAGAAUCAGAACAAUUUCCAACAAAGACCAUGGCAACAACAACAACAGUUUCAGCAGCAACCACGUUUUCAACAGCAACAACAAUUUCAAAAUCCCAGAAACUUCCAGAAUAUCAAUGGGAUACAACAUCACUGGAAUGGAAGAUUUUGGGAGCCAGCCGGUCAAGCCAUUUCUGAAGCAAUCAGGAACCCUAUUCAAAAUACUGUCGGAAAUGGAUGGCAAGGUGGAUGGGGAAGUAACGGCAAUGGUCAAGGAAAUGGCGGAGGUGGUGGAUCCCCCCAAACGCCAGUUCAAAUCCAGCCAGCACCCGCUCCAGCAGUUCCUCAAGUUCCACAAGUUCCUGGAUGGGGAGGUGGCACUGGCGGCGGUGGGAAUAUUGGGUUUCCAGGUUGGGGCGGCGGAGGUUCUGGAGAAAACAAUAAUAACCAUAAUUGGUUUGGAGGAUUGUUUGGCGGAUUUAAAAAUCGACAAAAGCGAGCAAAUCCUUCUGUAGUGAUUGGUAAAAGAUUCACGAUAAAUUGCAUGCAACGGGGCGAUUCUGAAGAUGAUAUGCUAGCGUUAUGCGGGUCUUGUUGGACGUGGCGACAACUACCAGAAAAUUAUUUUCCAAGAAUCAUAAACGAACUGAGUUGUAAGCCAGAUGAUUUUUGCUUAUCAGGCUGGGGUGAGUGUGUCCAACAAUAUCGAAACGUUGAUGUGCUCCGUCGUGAUAACGGACGCUGGGUUCCCACAGUUAUCACAACUUCAACGUGCUGCGAUUGUCGAGUUCGUGCGGGUACUGAAAUUCAUUCUUUAGUAAUUGGUGAUAAGCAUUAAUAUGGAAACAUAAAUCAUAGAACACGGUCACUGAGCUCUGUAAUUUGGUAUUUAUGCUUUUUUCUUGUGAUCUUUAUUUUCCUAUUUUCUACAUUUUUUCUCUGAAUUCAAUGUUAAGUAAACCUUCUUUUCAUGUUCUCAAAAUAAUUGUAAUAAAUAUUUGUAUGUCGUGCAA
Molecule: messenger RNA, 1885 nt
Organism: Caenorhabditis elegans
Lineage: Eukaryota; Metazoa; Nematoda; Chromadorea; Rhabditida; Rhabditidae
Gene: pqn-37
Product: Prion-like-(Q/N-rich)-domain-bearing protein
Exons: 11
Coding region: 40-1710 (556 amino acids)
Source: RefSeq, marked reviewed